GCACCGAGCGGACUAACGGUGUAACUUGCGUUUGUGCGCGCACUGGUUUACUUUAGAUAGGCUAAUUUAUAUAACCACUAGCCUAUUAACGAUUCAGUAGCCUACAUUUUAAAUAACAACGACCUACUUCAAAAUAUAUUUAUUAUAUUUAAUUUUGCAGACGCCGAUGUAACUAAGGAAUACCUACAGAAGGAGUAAACAGUUUGUGAUUUUCUACUGACAGCCGUCAAUUCAUAUUUAUUCGUAGGCUACAGUUCGUAUGGACAAAUAGUAACGUUCUUUUCGGGACUCAGAGCAAGAACGAAGAGGCUACAGCUCCAUGAAAUAGGCUAUACUACAAUUUACUAUAGCCUACGUGUUUGAGGAGGACGGCAUUCGGAGAUCAACGAGAAGCUUGAUAGGCGCCCGAGUCAUUUUUUGGAAACGCGAAAGAAUCAUUGUAGCCUAUUAGUUGCCAAAAACGCCUUACCGCCAUCAUGCCCAGCAUGCGACAUUCGUACACCGUAACUGUUCCCGAAGACCCACCAGCCACAGCGUUCCCGUUCUUGAAGCCAGACCUGCGGCGGAAGACCUCUGCGGUGUCCGGUUCGGUGCUGGUGUCCACGUUUGUGGGUCUUCUCAUUAACCAAGCCAAGAAUUCCAAGAAUGCCCAGGGCCUGGUGGGACUACGGAAUCUGGGGAACACUUGCUUCAUGAACUCCAUCCUGCAGUGUCUGAGCAACACGCACGACCUGCGGGACUACUGCCUCCACAACUCCCACCAGCGAGACCUCAACAACAACCGGCGGCCCAACACCGCACUCAUGGAAGAGUUUGCGAAGCUCACCCAGACCCUGUGGAGGGCAACCAGCAGCGACGCCAUCAGCCCAUCCGACUUCAAGACCCAGAUUCAGAAGUACGCCCCCAGAUUUGUGGGUUACAACCAGCAGGACUCCCAGGAGUUCCUUCGCUUCCUGCUCGACGGCCUGCACAACGACGUCAACCGUAUCGCCGUUCGACCGCGGAUACACAUGGAGGACUUUGACCACCUGUCAGAUGACGAGAAAGGCAGAAUGAUGUGGAACAAGUACCUGGAGAGAGAGGACAGCAAAAUAGUUGAUCUGUUCGUGGGACAGCUGAAGAGCUCCCUGACCUGCAGUGACUGCGGCUACUGCUCGACCGUCUUUGAUCCAUUCUGGGACCUGUCACUCCCCAUCGCCAAGAAGAGCUCAGGAGAAGUGAGUCUGACCGACUGCAUGAGGCUCUUCACUAAAGAGGACGUGCUGGACGGAGACGAGAAGCCGACAUGCUACAGGUGUAAAUCCCGAAGGAAAUGUAUGAAGAAGUUCACCAUCCAGAAAUUCCCCAAGAUCUUGGUGCUUCAUCUCAAGCGCUUCUCUGAAGCUCGGGUCAGAACCAGCAAGCUCACCACGUUUGUCAACUUCCCCCUGCGGGACCUGGACCUCAGGCAAUUUGCGUCCGACAGGAGCGCGGAUGCAGUAUAUAACCUGUAUGCAGUGUCCAAUCACUCAGGCACCACGAUGGGCGGCCAUUACACAGCCUACUGUCGCAACCCCACUCUGGGAGAGUGGUACAACUUCAACGACUCCAGGGUGACGCCCAUGUCUUCCAGCCAGGUGCGCAGCAGCGAUGCCUACGUGCUGUUCUAUGAGCUCGUCACCUCCUCACGAGUGUGAGACCCCACAGAAACGGGGGCUCCCGCCUCCCUUCACCGCCCGCCCCCGCCCCUCUGACCCCCGCCAGAGACAGCAGGGGGUGGGGCUGCCAAGUGUGUCCGUGGACUUCUGAGAGAGCUGGAACUCACUGGAACCCUGCCUCCACAUCCCGCUAACCCCCCCCCCCCUUACAUCUCCUCUCUCUCUGACCCCCGGGGGUUCCUAAGGGGGGGGCAGGUGUGUGUGUGUGCCAGUGUUUGGGGGUGUCUCCAGGCAAUAACCCAGACGGCCGUGAGUCCCUCUCGGCUCCCUCUCCACGCACUGUGAAAGGACUACAUCUCCCAGUGCGACUUGUGUUUAGUUCGUCUUUGCUUCCUGUGUUACUUUCCAAGAUGGCACUCACCUUAAAGACGCCCUCCACUUUUUCCAUGUUCGUCCUGGAUUUCCCCCGCUGGGAGCUCCCUGCCGCCCUGGGAGACGGAACAGUUUCACAGCGCCCCCUGCUGGCCCUUCCUGAAAUCCGAGGACGCGGAAGGCGAACAGGCGGACAGACAGGGACGUCUCUUCCUCCACACGCCCCCUCUUCCUCGUCGUCUUUCUUGAGUCUCCCCCCGUCGGCCCGCGCUCUUCCCUGCCCGUUGGCGGAGGGGAGGGAGGCCGGGCCAGUGCCACUCCGGCCUUUCGUUGGUCUCCGGGGACGUUCCUCUCACUGUCGCUGUUCCUGGGUUUAAAUCAUGUGAAGGAGACCUCAGUGGUGUGAACUGCUUUAUCAUUGACACGUGAAGGAAAGGAAGUUUUGAAAACAUGAUGCGUGUAUAUUUUUGUAUUAUGAUAUGAUGCAAUAUUGAGAAUGUACUAUACAGUGGUGCUGCAAGUGGCCAUUACUGUUUUUGGUUAAUUUAACGGGAUAAAGGCAAAACUUUUAUUUCAUGUUGACUGGUGAUAAUGAUGUGUGAUGAAUUCAGUUUUUAACUCAAAGGAAAAAAAAGAUAUUUAAAGGCAUAUAUAUAUUUAUAUAUACCUGAAUAAAUUUAAGAAACACA
Molecule: messenger RNA, 2698 nt
Organism: Conger conger (European conger)
Lineage: Eukaryota; Metazoa; Chordata; Actinopteri; Anguilliformes; Congridae
Product: ubiquitin carboxyl-terminal hydrolase 2-like
Exons: 12
Coding region: 477-1676 (399 amino acids)
Biological process (GO): protein deubiquitination
Cellular component (GO): cytoplasm
Molecular function (GO): cysteine-type deubiquitinase activity
Source: RefSeq, a predicted model, not a curated record